AUGUUGAAUGUGUCCCAGUCUGAGUCUAAUAUGACAUCAGCAAUUCAGAAACAGAAUCUUUUAAGGAUAGCUCUAAUAUCAACUCUGUCUACAGUACCAUCAGUUAUUUUUCUCUACAUUAAUGGGACCAUUCUUUUCACUUUGAGGAGUAAACCUGUGUUUCGUGACACAUGUCGGUAUGUUCUUCUGUACAACCUCCUUCUAGCAGACACUGUCCAGUUGGCUCAGAGUCAGGUGCAGUUCUUACUGUCUGUUUGCAGAGUGAAACUGGUGUAUUCGCUGUGCAUUGUUCUUAGUAUGCUUGCCAAUCUCACAACUGGGAUUUCUCCGCUAACACUGGUGGUAAUGCCUUUAGAGAGAUAUGUGGCUGUGUGCUUCCCACUGAGGCACUCCUCUAUCAUCACCAUCAGAAACACAACCGCUGUAAUCAUCGCAAUCUGGGCUGUCAGCUCAAUAAACAAUCUUGCUCGUGUUUUAUUAUUUUUAGAGUUUACAUUUAAAAAAAUGGAGCUUUGGCACAUAAAAGAUCUUUGUUCUAAUAUAUAUUAG
This is a messenger RNA of Cyprinodon variegatus (sheepshead minnow), 549 nucleotides long. RefSeq names its product olfactory receptor 4N4-like. Bases 1 to 549 code for a protein of 182 amino acids. Gene Ontology annotation, cellular component: membrane. Gene Ontology annotation, biological process: G protein-coupled receptor signaling pathway. Gene Ontology annotation, molecular function: G protein-coupled receptor activity. The record is from RefSeq and is a predicted model, not a curated record. NCBI's taxonomy places the organism in Eukaryota, Metazoa, Chordata, Actinopteri, Cyprinodontiformes, Cyprinodontidae. The transcript is spliced from 2 exons.